Dimorphilus gyrociliatus is the source of this 4109-nucleotide messenger RNA. NCBI's taxonomy places the organism in Eukaryota, Metazoa, Annelida, Polychaeta, Dinophilidae. The record is from the annotation of a GenBank genome assembly.
GUCAGAUUGAUCUUGUUAAGCUAGAGAUCAUCAGGAUGAAACGCUCUUUCUGGUUUCUUUUUGUAUGCACUAUGACUUUGUCACAUGUUUCUGAACCACUAGUAAAACAGAAUCCAUGUUUCAAAUUACAGAAGGACAGAUUGGAAAUCUUAGUUUACAGAAAUAUCUUGAAUAAUGUGAGUAGGAAAUUUUCUUUUUUUAUUAUUAAUAUUGAAAGUAUCAUUUACAGAAAAAGAGAUGGAAAAAUCAUCGUAUCAUCACUCCAGCCUUAAUUCUUUACAAGCUAUCUAGAAAGAAAGUUAAAAGAUUUCGUAUUGUAGGGACUAUUCUAAAAGAAUUUUGGGACGUAAUGUUAAAUAGUAAAGACUUUUUGAAGGAUGGACAGAAGAAAAUUUUCGAUGCUUUCCUUGUGAAAGCGGAACAUCUAUACUACCGAAUUGAAAAAGAAAAUUCGAAGUAUUUGGAUAGAGAAAUCCAAAUAAAAGAUUUUACGCACUUGGAAAGUGUUCCAAAAGCCCUGAUCCUCAUUAAUGAAUGUAUUGAUGCUUUUGAUAGUCUUGAAAUAUGUUCAUAAAUUUUUUUUGUAUUUCACAAUAUCGUAUGCGUUCAAUUUUUGAUUGUUAAAAUUUCUACUUUAUAAUCAUAAUAAAUGUGAUAUUCGAUUCAAAAAAACCAUAUAGCUAAAUCAUUUCCCCCUUCCGUUAGACUGAUCGAUAUUUUUGAAUGAAUUAGUCAUAAAUAGUCAUAAUACACAUAGUAAAAGAAUCAUUGUCUGUAGAGGGAAGAGAAUUAGACCAAAGAAAAAAAUGGCUACCGUCGAAUAUUCGAUUAAAGAGAACUUAGUCACUUGUGCUAUCUGUUCAAAAUUAUGGUUAAAGAGGAAUCCAAAAACAUUACCGUGCCAUCAUACGUUUUGUUUGCAAUGUUUACAAGAAGAAUCAAAAGUUAAGAACGGAGAAAUUAUUUGUUUCACUUGCAAAGAAGCUUGUAAAAUACCUACUAAUGGAAUUAUUGAUUUACCAGAGAGUAUAAUAACGCCAACAAGGAAUUGGUGUGAAAAUCAUAAAAAAGAGACUUCAAUAUUCUGUAUAGAUCACAACAUACCAUAUUUAUGUGACAUAUGCGUUAGAGAAAACCACAAAUUAUGUAAUAUUACAACAAUGGUAAUACACGAAAAAACCAUUGAGCAAUACAGAGAGAAAGAACUGUUGAAAAAGCGACAAUAUAAACAAAAAAUUGACGAAAUUAAGCAACAAUUGAAAAUAAGUAUUGACAAACAAUUGGAUAACAUUUAUAAUGAAAUUAACGAAAUUAGCGAUCAGAGAUUGGAAAUGAUAAAUUCAAUUAUCCCUUCGAAAGGUAAUCAAUUACCUGAUGUAGAAAUUUUAAAAACAUUCGUAAACGAAAACGUAACGUUUUCUAUUGAAAAUGACGUGAAAAUUCAUUAUAAAAUCGACAAUAAACAAAUUGAAAGAAAAUUUGGAAGAAAAUUAGGAAAAAAAUUUGAUUUUUCAAAAAAAUGUUUUUUCAAAAGUGAUAUGAAAAAAGUAUUAAAUAUUUUACAAACAAAUUCAGAUAUAGAAGAGAUUAACUUAUCUCAUAAUCUAUUCAUUAGUAACAACCUAUCACAAAUCUGUUUAAACCUAAACAAUUCAGUUAGAACAUUAAAAGUUCUAAUAAUACAAAAUUGUAUGUUAAUUGAAAAUAUGUGCGAGACUAUUGGAAAAUGGAUUUUAAAUUAUUGUAACGUAAUUGAACAUUUAAAUUUAUCACAAAAUUUAAAUAUGGGAAAUGGAUUAAUGAUAAUCUGUGAAAAUAUAAAAAAAUCAACAUUUACUCUAAAAUCAUUAGAAUUAAGUAAUUGUAAUUUAAAUGCAAAACAGUGCGAAUCAAUAACGUCAUUAUUAUUGAAAUGUUGUAAUUUUGAAUAUUUAAAUUUAUCAAAUAAUUUAAAUAUUGGUGAUAAAUUAUUAAGAAUUUGUCAAGCUCUUUUUGAAAAAUCUUCCAAGACAUUGCGAAAUAUUAAUUUUGAAAAAUGUAAUUUAGACACAGAUUCAUUGAAGCAAAUUGGAAAAUUAUUGAAAAAUUGUUCAAAAAUUCAACAAUUAAAUCUAUCAAAAAAUCAAAUAAUUGGCUAUGAAAUAUUCAAUUGCAUUGAAAUUAUUCAUAAUUCAUUAACCUCCAUUGACCUUUAUAAUUGUGAUUUAGACUAUAAAGCUUGUAGACAUCUUGGAAAAUUACUUAUCAAUUGUCCUAGAAUUAGGAUAAUUGAUUUUGGAAAUAAUUUAGGAAUGGAUAAGAAUGAUACUAAUGGAUUUUCUGAGUUAUGUAAAGGGUUAGAAGAAUCAUCUAACAGUUUAGAAAAGAUUAGUUUUCAUGAUGGUGGUAUAACCAAGAAAAUGGCGGCUUGUAUUGGUAAUCUGUUAACGAAAUGUUAUUCCAUUAAAUUUAUUAAUUUGGAACGAAAUCUAAAUAUGAACUAUGAUUCAUCAAAUAUCUGCAAUCAACUGCAAAAUUCCAGUAGCACUUUAACAUUUAUUUCUCUGACGGAUUGUAAUUUAGAUGAGAUUACUUGUAAAAGUUUGGCAGAAUUAAUAAAAUUAUGUAAGAGACUGGAAGAGAUUUAUCUAACCGGAAAUAGAAAUUUAUCAACUGGAAAUGUAUUUAAAGAUUUUUGUAAAGGACUGGAAAACUCUUCUAAAACUUUAAAACUUCUUAUCUUGAAAAAUUGCAAUUUGAAUGAAGAACAUUGCAAUUAUCUUUCUCAACUUUUGACAAAAUGUUGCCGAAUCGAGAUUCUUAAUCUAAGUCAGAAUCAAAUGAUAGGAAAAGGAUUGAAAAGCGUCUACAGAGAUUCGUGUAAUACUCUAACAUCAAUUGAAAUAAGUGAUUGUAAUUUAAAUGUUGAGCUAUGCGAAAGUUUAACAGUUGAAUUGAAGAAAUUUAAAAGUAUUGUAAGAUUACAAUUAACCGGAAAUCCAGAUAUGAAAAAUGGAUUAAUUGAUAUUUUAAAACAGAUUGGAAAAUGUUCACCAUUUUUGAAAGAUAUUAAUUUAUCUAAAUGUAAUUUAAAUUCACAAAUUUGCCGUAAAAUUGCAGUUGAAUUGAGAAAAUUAUCUCAAAUUCAGUAUUUAUCUCUAACCGGAAAUACUGAAAUGGGAGAAGGAUUAGAGAAGAUUAUCGAAGCUCUUCAAAGUUCAUCAUUAACUUUAAAGGAAUUAUAUUUAAACGAAUGCAGAAUUACCGAAAGAAUAAGAGCAUAUCUACAGCAAAAAUAUUCCAGAGUAUCAUUAAUUAUUUAAUAUUUUGUUUGCCAAUUAGAUUUAUCCUGUUUUCUUAGUUAUUAAUAAAUGCCCUUGACCUUUUCUAAAAAAUAUUAAGCAUUCAUUUAGACGGAGUGUGCACAAUGAGUGUUUAACAAUAAAUCUAAUACGGUUUGAUAUGUAGUAAUAAACAGGUAUUUUGUAACAAAAAGUUACUGUAGAGACUGUGGUUUUAUGGUUAUACCAAUGAAAAUAUAAAGAACAAAAGCUAAUUAAUUAAUCAAUCUUAUUGGUUUUUUUUGGUCAAUAAGGACACUGAAAAAAUAUGCCAAACCAAUUUGGAAUUGUUUUCAAUUUUCUCUGUUAUAAAUACACAAUAACAACAUUAACAACAUGAGAGAUUUUUCAGCCCUAAAAAGACACCAUUACUCCUAUCCAAUAAGGAAAUUAGAUGGAUUGUUUUAAACUGGAAAAAAAAUGAAGACAACUAUGAUUCCUGAAUCAUUAUACAAUUUAUCGAUGAACUAUAUCAUUUAUCAUUUAGGCGAUAUGAGCGAUUUAAUUAGGAAGAAUAAAAUUUCAAUUCCAAUUUCAAUUGUUAGACAAAUAAUUGAAAAAAGAUUUAAUAGAAAACCACCAUUAUCAUCGAGAGAAUUAUCAUUCUUCUCCUCAGAUAUUACAACAUUUACCAGUAUAACAUUAAGAUUAUUUACUAUUGAAAAACUGGUAAAUUUUAAUUUUCUUAGAGGACAUCCAAUCAAAUAUUUAGAUGUUUCAAAUAUUUCCAAAAUGAAAAAGUUAUUACCAAAAAUUGAUAGUAAAUUUUUAAUUUUUAUAAAAUUCAAU